AUGGCGUCAGACUCGCCGAGCCUCGAGGCUCGCGAGUUGAGUCUGAUAGGCAAGGUUGAAUUCAGGAUCGCCAUGGCCGACUCGGACGAGAAGCUUCAAUCCUUGCUCCAGACAUAUCUGGCUCCUCUUCUGCUGAAGCUCUCAUCAGACAGUGUUGCGGUACGCAACAAAGUCAUCGCUGUCUGCCAGCAUGUCAACGCUCGGGUCAAGGCCCCCUCCAUCCAGCUCCCAGUCGCGGCAUUGUUGAAGCAAUUCAAAGAACAAAAGUCGCAGCUUGUUCGCCAUUUCGACUUGAUGUAUGCCCAGCAAGGCAUAGACCGCCUUGGCUCAGUGGCCAGGGUGGACAUCCUGCCCCCGUUACUCCAGGGAAUCGCCGAGAUUGGGACCUCGGUAACGCAGGGUGCCAUCGUGUUCAACCUUGUGCUGCGACUUUUACCUCUUUUCAAGUUGCCCUCGAAGGGUAGUGAUGAGGACCAGAAACUAAAAGACCGCUUGGGCCUAUCCGAUGAAGACACACGCUUUUUGUCCUUCUGGCUGACCAAACUGCUCCUUCUUUCUCCUGCGGCCGCAGAGGCUCGGACGUGCCCCGGCCUGUCCCCGGAAGAAUACACAUUCUUGAACAAGGAUGCACCUGCCAAUGAAACAUGGAAUCCUGCAGCUGCGGGUGGCUUGAAUCUGACCGAAACCAAAGUCACCGCUCUCCGCUUCCUCGGAAGUGGUGCAUUUGCUGAUUCCCAAAGAUUCAUACCUUCCCUGAUUGCUUCUGCGGACACGAACUCACGGCUAGCUGAUCUGGGCGAUGAAACUCUGAAGAGAUUUGCUGUUGAUCUUGAAGAGUCGGCGGUCGUGGAGCAGCUGUAUGAUCUGUAUUUCGGUGCCGGGAACGCGGACGGGGCGCCUGCAAACACUCAAAGAAUCUUCAAGCUCAUCGAAGAUGGGCUUCUAUCAGACGCUGCAAGAUCCGCCCAGGGCCUACAAGCGUCCAAACUAAGAACACAAAUAUUCACAUUCACGACAUGGGUCGUCCGUAUGGGCUCUCCAUCUGAUCUCAAACAAAUUGCUCCCAAUCUGAUUGCCGGCUUAAGGGAUUUCAUUCAGUCUCAAGGAUGGCCAAGUCCCGGCGCCAGUGGACAACGGCUGCCCGCCACUGAUCUGAGCUUACGGGGCCUUGCCUAUGAAAGUAUCGGUAUCAUGGUUCCUAAGGUCGACUUCCAGCUACGCGAUGAAACCGGCGAAAACUUUGAAUUUGAUCUCGUGCGAUGGCUGUUUACUUCACUCAGCUCUGAUGACUCGAGCCCGCAGAUCUUCGUCAGUAUUGACCAAGCGCUGGGAAGCAUCCUGAAUUCAUCGUUGGACAGCCACGACAAGGGGUUUCAGGAUCAGCUACGUCCGUUCUUGGUUAAUCAGAUGGGACUCCAUCAGGGAGAUACUGACCCAGACACUGGAUUCGAUGUGGUUCGGGGUGUUCAGUAUGCUGCUGUACGAUUCGCCAAUCGAUUCCUUCCGUACAACGACGUGGUGGCUCGCUGGGUCGAUCUUAUGGCCAUCUCCAGAGGCCCGGAAAGGCAACAGGAGAUUGUGGAAGAAGGCAAGAAAGGCCUCCAUCCCUACUGGUUCCGACUCCUUAAUCCGACUCAAGACAAGAAAUGGGGAGCGACCUCGGCCAUCCAAGAGCGUGACGAGUCUUGGUUUGAGUUUCCCAAGUUUGCUAAUGCGACUCGAUUUCUAUUCGGUUCAGAGGAGCAAGAUGCAUCCUCGGUGGUUCAGGGUGUAUCUACACCGCAACUCCUCUCCGGUCCCUACAAGAAUGCAUUUGCGCCAGCUGUUGCAUUCCUUCGGAAUGCAUUGCUCUCAGAGGCAUUUUCCACUGCGGGGAUUACUACCGACCUUGAACAAGACUGGGACUACAAACUUGAGGUUGAGCUCUCUACAAGCGAAGAAGCACGGUCUGCUGUGCGGCAGUAUAUCCGCAGCUCCGCUAAGGAACCUGUCUCUGCAUUCCUCUCCGGAAUUCUCCAUGGGCUUGUCAGAGAGGACGUUCCUGACUUGCGUCAAUGCGGAGUAAACUUCGUGGAGAUUUGCUCAUUGGCCCCGAACGAUGUGGUUGAACACCUGAUUCCGCUCGCCCAAUCAUUGACCAGGCCCAUCUUCAGCAACAACCAAGACAUGCAGGGCCUCGCAGCCCGGGCCUUCGGCAUUCUAGUGUCCCACCCCGCCUUCCCCGAUAGCACGUUGAACAACUUCGUUACCGAGCUAGCUGGUACCGUCGGGUCAUGGAGCACCGCUAUCGGUGAAGCUGCGCUGCGAGUCCGUGGAGCGGUCCUGUCAUUAUCAUAUCUGCUAAGCAGACUUGCUUACAGGAAGCUCCUGGGGAAGGUCCCUGAGACCCAGGUUAAACAGUUCAUCGACACCGUGUUAGACAUUAUUGAUCUUUCUCACGAUAAGCUCCUUCAGCGAACCGCAGAGCUAGCCCUGGGCCAACUCAGUCUCUCCGGUAUCCUUUCGCUCCAGACUCUGCAAGAGGAUGGCUGGAAGAAGCUUCAGAAGAAGCUGUCCAGUGAUGCCAAGUCCGAGAAUGAUACUCCUAUCUCCGCCUUGGGUCUACUGACAUUAACAUUUUCCCGAGCUCAACCGGAUGCCUCUUUGUUUAGCGACCUCUUGGCAUCCCUUUACAGUCUUCACGAAGUCAAAAGCCCCGAGGUCCAGUUCACCAUAGGUGAAGCACUUAGCAACGUUGCGGUUGGGUGGGAUUCCCGAGCCUUGGUCCAGGAAUUUGAUGUUGAUGCAGUGUUCCCCCGAUCAGAUGUACCACGCACCGUAUUUGCGGCUGUGUGCGACAAGCUCAUUGCAGAUUGUGGCGCCUCCAAGCCCUCUCUGCGGAAAGCGUCGGCUAUAUGGCUCUUGUCACUCGUGAAGAACUGUGGACACCUGCAGGAGAUGCAGGAACGCCUACGUAGGUGUCAAGCCACAUUUACCAGCCUCCUGGGCAGCCGCGAUGAGGUGGUACAAGAGACUGGCGCUCACGGUCUUAGUCUCGUCUACGAGAUAGGCGAUCAGUUCCUGAAGGAUGACUUGGUGCGCGACCUGGUGGAUUCUUUUACCGCGACGGGGUCUAAUCUCGGGGGUGGCAAUGUCACGGGGGACACCCAGUUGUUUGAGCCGGGGGCUCUGCCGACGGGUGAAGGAUCGUCAGUCAACACCUACAAGGACAUCAUGAAUCUGGCCGCCGAGGCUGGAGACCCAACCCUGGUUUACCGGUUCAUGUCGAUGGCCUCCAAUAAUGCCCUCUGGACGAAUCGGGCUGCAUUCGGUCGAUUCGGCAUCAGUACGAUCUUCUCCGACUCAAGCGUCGAUGGCUAUCUUGCCAAGAACCCCAAGAUCUACCCCAAGCUCUUCCGCUACCGCUUCGAUCCUAACCCCAAUGUUCAGCGGUCCAUGAACACCAUCUGGCAGGCCCUCGUCAAGGACCCCACGGUGGUGGUUGACACCCACUUUGACCAGAUUAUGGAAGAUCUCCUCAAAAGCAUGCUUUCGGGGCGCGAGUGGCGUGUUCGCCAGGCAAGUUGUGCCGCGGUGGCGGAUCUUGUCUCGGGACGGCGCCCCGAGAAGUACGCCCAGUAUCUCGAUGAGAUCUAUGGCAAGGCAUUUAAGCUUUUGGAUGAUAUUAAGGAGUCGGUGCGUGUGGCCGCUCUCAAGCUCUGCCAGACGAUCACCAAUUCUGUGAUCCGCACGCUUGAGACCAAUGGCUCCGAGAAACGUGCAGGUAUUCUACUUGGCAGUGCCGUCCCCUUCCUCCUUAGCGACAAGGGCCUUGAUUCCAGUGUGGAGGAAGUACGAGGAUACGCCAUCGGCGCUCUGGUGCAGAUUAUCAAGAAGAGCCCUGGUACGCUGCUGCAUCCCUUCGUACCCAGCAUCCUUGAGAAAUUUUUGAGCUCUCUCAGUGCCCUUGAACCCCAGGCCGUCAAUUACGUUCAUCUCAACGCAGACAAGUAUGGUCUGACCGGCCAAGAGAUCGACAAAAUGCGUCUGUCCAGCAUCCGCACUUCCCCCAUGAUGGAGGUGAUUGAGCGAUACCUAAUCGACCACUUGGACGAGGACAAUCUGAAGGAGCUGGCCCCCAAGCUGGAAGACACCCUUCGCUCGGCCGUGGGUCUCCCCUCCAAGGUGGGCUGCAGCCGCGUCCUAGUCCUGCUAAGCAUGAAGAGCCUCCUGUUCCGCCCCUACGCCGACCGGUUCAUCCAGCUCCUCGGCAAGUACGUCGUCGACCGCAACGAGACGGUCAGCGCCUCCUACUGUACAUCCAUGGGCUAUCUCCUGCGCUUGGCAUCCGAUGACCGGGUCCUGAAGACGAUCGACUACGCCAAGAACCUCUAUCUCAACGCCGACGACGCGACCACGCGGACCAUCGCCGCCGAAAUCCUGUACUCGGCCUCCAAGCUGUCCAACGACCGGUUCAUGGCCUUCGCCACGGCAGCCCUCCCAUUCGUCUUCGUCUGCAAGCAUGAUGCUGACGAGCACGUGAAGGAGGAGUUCGACAAGACGUGGCAGGACAAUGUGGGUGGCAACCGUGCCGUGUCGCUGUAUCUCCGCGAAAUCGUGGGCCUGGUUGCCGACAACUUGGAUUCGGCGCGGUGGGCCAUCAAGCACACAGCGGCGCGGGCGAUUGCUCAGGCGGUGCUGUCGCUUGAAGGGGAGCUCGACCUCCCGACGGCGCAAUUGGUGUGGCCGGUGCUGGAAAAGGCCCUGUCGGGCAAGACAUGGGACGGGAAAGAAGUAGUGCUGACAGCGCUGGUGAAGUUUGCGCGCUCCGGUCGGGCACUGUGGACGUCGCGAGCAGAUUUGGCGGAGCUACUGAAGACCAUCGCCGUGCGCGAAGCGAAGCGGACUAACGCAACCUACCGGCCGCAUGCCCUGCGGGCCUUGGGGCAAAUUUCGCAGGCCCGCGAGAUGGACUUGAUGCCUGAUGCACUUGCGAUUGUGGGCCCCGUCAUCGACGAGGUUAGCGAGGAAGAGAAGGGCCCGGAUAAGAUGGAGAUUGACUCCGGCAGCGGGCGAGACGCGGCGGAGACCUUGGCUGCGGGCGUGCAGUGCCUGCUGCAAUGUCUAAACCCCGCUACGGCCGGGUCCGGCAAAGUGCUGGGAGGAUACGUACGACAGGUGAUCGGUCCGUUGGACCAGGCCCUGACCCACGGGGCCCGAGAGCUCGUUCGCACGGCCUACCAGGAGCUCCAGGCGUUCUUUACCCGAGUGGAUCAGUGGCCGGGCUUCACAGAGGCUGCUGCGCCCGGUGAGAACGAUUCAGCGCAACAGCCACCGCCGGCGCCACGGCCAGAGCCAGAACCAGUCCUGGCGGGCCCUAUGCGAGCGCUGGCUGGUCUGCUUACGCGCGACCGGGAUGCGGUCGAGGUGGUGCGCAAGGGUCGCGCGGAGGCCCUUCUGGCGUACCUGAACCUGCCGCCCGAGGUUCGCGGGGUGCCUGAGGCGCAGCUGGGCGUAUCGCUGCGCGGGUGGAGGGCUGCCGAGCGAUCGAGUCCCGUCCAGCGCCUGCUGGACGAGGCGUUGGCGGUGGUGGGUUGA
Messenger RNA from Penicillium canariense, 5577 nucleotides. RefSeq names its product ECM29 family proteasome component. Gene Ontology annotation, biological process: proteasome assembly. Gene Ontology annotation, cellular component: nucleus; cytoplasm. Lineage: Eukaryota; Fungi; Ascomycota; Eurotiomycetes; Eurotiales; Aspergillaceae. Gene Ontology annotation, molecular function: molecular adaptor activity. The transcript is spliced from 4 exons. The record is from RefSeq and is a predicted model, not a curated record. Bases 1 to 5577 code for a protein of 1858 amino acids.